Molecule: messenger RNA, 8124 nt
Organism: Dendronephthya gigantea
Lineage: Eukaryota; Metazoa; Cnidaria; Anthozoa; Malacalcyonacea; Nephtheidae
Product: histone-lysine N-methyltransferase 2A-like
Exons: 34
Coding region: 24-7526 (2500 amino acids)
Biological process (GO): positive regulation of DNA-templated transcription
Cellular component (GO): nucleus; histone methyltransferase complex
Molecular function (GO): DNA binding; zinc ion binding; protein binding
Source: RefSeq, a predicted model, not a curated record
UAGAAGGCGGGAGAGAAACCAAGAUGGCGCGUCUGAAGUUUCCUGGGGUCGGUGACAAUAAUUUGUCAUCUCAAAGCCCCAAGAAAAGAUUAGUUCUUAAAAUUAAGAAAAAAAAUGGGGGUAAUUCCGAGUCUUUCCAUGUGGAUACAAAGCAAGAAAUAUCUCGUGAGGAAUUCAACAAAAUAUUUGGAGAUUCUGAUGAAGAGGAUAAUAAGCCAUUUCUUGGAUUUUCAUCAGAGGAGCUAGGAUUUAAAGCAUAUACACUUGUGUUACCACAAAAUAAUGGACGAAAUGAUGCAAACAAAUCUGGAAAUUCUUGUUCUUCGUCAACAUCAACACGACCGGUAUCAUUUAAAUGGUUUAGCCCGCCGACAUCUGAUGAAUCCUCAGAUGAGGCUACUGAAAGUUCUAUUUCUAAAAAAGCCCAAACUUUUUCAAAGACUAAACCUGGCCGUAAAAAAACACAGAUAUAUGACAAUAUUUAUUCCAAAACAUACAAGAAACGCCAGUCCUAUGAAAGAAAACAUGAUCAAAUUGGGGCUACUGAUAUUUCAACUUCCAAGGUUAAACCCAUGCAUUCAGUUCCAAAACAUAUAAUUGGUCAUUCUGCUGUAAACGCAAAAAGUGGGAGACCAAGAAAACCAUUCAAGCCUUUAGCUAUUGCCAAACAGCUCCUGGAAAAGGCCAGGGAUGAAAAGAGACAUCAAUUGCAGAAAAAAGAGAUUAAGGAACAUACCAGUAGUCCUGUAUCAAGGUUUGGUCGUACUGUCAAGAAGAAAGUGCUUGAUUAUGAUGAUUUUACUGGUGGUCAUGGAAAAAGAAAAUUGGAAAAUGCCAAAAUGCCACCAUUGAAAGCAUUCAAGGGGGAUGAGGGUGAAAGGCAAUUAAUAGGACCAGUGAUCAGUGACAGGUCAAUAGAGAAGUCUAAAGUGAGAUUGAAAUUGCCCACACAAGGCCAAGGGGAAGAACCUUUUCAUAAAGCAAGAUUUCCAAAGAAUCUUGACUCAAAGAGUGACAAUACCGAAAUCUCUCAAUUGGCAGUUAAAGCAACUCUUUUUGAUGAAGGAUCCUUGAAAUCCUUGUUGAAGGAAAAAUCCAGCCUCUCUCAGCUUGAACAAAGCUUUGGGAUGAAUGACGAUGAUGAUGAUUUUAUUGUUCCAAAAAAACCUGCCAUUUUUAAAUCUAAGAGACUUCAAAGUAAGCGGCAAAGGAAAGUUCCACAGAAGGAGAUUACACAAACAAAAAAAGUGUUGCAGAGAAAUAAAAAAGAGGAGUUUUCAGAGCAUAGUGAGAAAAAAGAUGAUAUAGGAGAGAAUAAAAGUGCAAUAGAAGACUGUGAAAGAAUCAGUGAAAAAGCAGUUACUAAAGUAAUCAAACAAAUCACAAGAAAAAAAUUGAAAAGUGGCAAAAUAAAGAAGAUAAUCAAGGUUAUUAAAGUGAAACCAAGACGGGAUGGUAAACAUCGGAAUAGAAGACGAGUACGCUGUGGAAAUUGUGAAGGAUGUUCAGUUGAGAAUGAUUGCGGAAAAUGCAUCUAUUGCAGAGACAAACCAAAGUUUGGUGGAACAUAUCUAUUAAAGCAGUGUUGUGUAGAAAGGAAGUGCCAAAGUUUUGUACUUCCAAGUGCCAAACCCAAGAAAGUGUUCAACCGAGCAUCAGUAACAUUUAAAAAACCAAGUGGGAAUGUGAAUCGUGAUGGGAAAACUGUAAACCGUGAAACAAAGCAAACAAGAAGUACGAGAAAAGAUGUUGCAAUCCGUCAACCAAAACCUUUACCAGGUCCACUAAUCCAUUAUGGCAAGAAGAGCAAAGAAAUAAAGAAUGAAAUAAAACUUUCUUGGACUGAUUCAUACACAGAGGAUGAUUGCUGGGAAACAGGAUUUCAUAUUUGUGUUUCAAGUGAAAUUGCCCUACCUCGUGAAGAGUUAUGUUUUUUAUGUGGCAGUGCUGGGAAAACAAAGAUGUUGUACUGUCGAGUUUGUGCUGAGCCUUUUCAUUUGUUCUGUUUGGACGAAGAUCCUGUGGAUACAGAGUGGUGGACUUGUAAUCGUUGUCGAACUUGUUGUGUUUGUGGGCAUCAAAACAAGCUUUUGAUGUGUGAUAAAUGUCAGAAAUGUUAUCAUGCUGAGUGUCUAGGGCAGAAUUAUCCAACACAACCACAAGGCGACGACGAAGAGGUUUGGUUUUGCGCUCGUUGUGUUAAGUGCACAAAAUGUGGCCGUAAUACCGCUGGCGAUGCCUCUGAUGCACAGUGGACGCACGCGUUUACGAUGUGCGCAACCUGUGGGGAAAACUGGGAUCAAGGCAAUUACUGUCCUUUAUGCGAGAAAUGUUAUUCUGAUGAGGAUUUUGAAUCUAAAAUGAUGCAAUGUUUAAAAUGCGAGCAUUGGGUUCACUCUGCGUGUCAGAAAAUAACAGAGGACGAGUACCAGUGUUUAGCUGUGAUGCCAGAUGACGUGCAAUAUAUUUGUAAGUCGUGUCACGAUGAAGAAAAUCCCGAGUGGUUAGAUUCUGUACGACAGGAAAUUCAAGCUGGAUAUGUUUACAUUGUGGAUACAUUGAUUACUUCAACUCAUUAUAAAGUACUUCAGAAUUACUUUGAACAGGCUAUUCCAGAAAAUGGUCAUCCCAAAAAUUUUGCAGCCGUCCAGGAUAAAGUGAAUAAAAACAAAUACAACAACCUUAAUGAUUACGCUAAAGACCUGAUGGUUAUACUAUACAAAGCUAAAGCUGUUCUCCCUGAAGACGGAGCUGCUGGUGGUAGCAUGUCCAGUUUGUUAAAUUUGUUUCAAAAGGAAAUGAAAUCUAUUUUCCCAUGGCAAGAUCUUACCUGGCCGCCGGUAAAAGAAAAUAAAAAGGAAAUUGCUAUAGAGCCAAUGGAAAUUUCAAUAACAUGUGAAAAGAAAUUAGGGGAACUUACUCAGGUUAUGGAAGAUCAUUGUUAUUCAAAGAACAAUCGUGGACCAACAGAAAAACAGGUUACAGUCGAUGUCUGUGUGGAAAAUAAUACGGAAAAAAGUGAAAAAUCAUUGAAUCCCAGUGAAUCGUGUGAAGAUAUAAACAAGACCAUUAUCGUGAAACCGGAAGAUAAACGAAAGUGCGUGUUCUGCGCUGACGUUGGAGAUCAGUGUGCUCAAGAGGCAGGCAGACUUAUUUACUUCAAUGUUGAUGAGUGGGCUCAUGUAAAUUGUGUAUUGUGGUCAGCGGAAGUAUAUGAGGAUGACGAAGGCAGGUUACAGAAUGCUCAUGUUGCAUUAACAAGAGGCCGUCAGUUGCGUUGUGAAUUUUGUGCAGAAGUGGGUGCGACUGUUGGCUGUUGUGAGCCUUAUUGCAGAGGAAACUAUCAUUUUAUGUGUGGGAGAAAAGCAAAAGCAGCCUUUCUACCAGAUAAGAGAGUAUUCUGUAAUGCUCAUGCCUUUAGAGCGAAGGACGAGAUUACUGUGGGUGAAGGAGAAUUUGCAGUUGAACGGCGUGUUUGUGUUGAUAUGGGCAAAAUCAAAGUUUCAAAGAAAGGAUCGAAAGGCGUUUCUCAGGAAACUUUGACCGUCUUAUCAGGUUGUAUGGUGGUGAAAGAGUUGGGAAGAGUGACAAAGGCUUCGGAUACUUCAACUAUUCUUUUCCCAGUUCAAUACAGAUUAACUCGGUUAUAUUGGAGUACUGUUGAUCCCAACAAACGAUGCAUGUAUACAUGCCACAUUGAAGAGAUUGAUCGACAGGAAGUAAAGCACAAACCGGUAACACAGAACGAGAGAGAUGUUGAAAAUCACACAGUCACUUGUCAUGAAAAUGACAUCAAUAUUUUGAAAUCAGAUGUAUCGAAACAACCAACCCAAGCGGUAGGGCUCCCUGGUAAUGGAAGUGCUCGGGAGGUUGAAAAUUUGAUUGAUUUGAAAAGGAGGACUUCAAGUGUUUUAUGUCCUCGUGUUGGCAACCUCAGUUCAGAGAAACAUGUCCAAAGAACAGUUAUUCCAUCCCCUACGAGGACUCCGAGUUCAUCGCAUGUUAAUGUGUCAAGUAAUGCACGUGUUGAGACGUCUGUGGGAGUGUCAGAUUGUAAUGUUUCAAAACCUGUUCCUGCCCACACCUCAAGUCCAAGGAACGUUAAUCUGUCUAGUAACACGCUGACUGUUGUGAAAAUUCCAACUUCGAUAGUUACAAACACUGCAGUUCCUCGAGCUAGUAUUCCACGUCCCUAUUUUGGUGUGCAUACAACAACUCCAAACCUGCCAAGUACGAAAAAGACUAACACGUCUGGUGUUGAAGCUGCUGGAAGUUCAUCCACACCACAUGUUAACGUAUUGAGCGGUUCAUUUCCUCGAUCGUCUAAUGUACGUAAUAUAUCCCCUAUGGAUUUAUUGAUUGACCUGUCAAAACCAAACCUCAAUUCAGGUAAAACUAGCCUUAGCAAUCAGACUCAAAGCGUUAAAUUUGCGUUCCCUCCGAAUCAGUCUCCGAUCAGCUCAAGUCUGGCUAAAGUGAGGUCUGGUAGUACUCCAAGGACAUCUCAUCCUCAGUCUACAAACCAACUUCGUGUGCACGCAGUGAAGACAAUGCGUACUACUCCUGUCCCACUCGCGCCAAAAACCUCUCAGUAUACUCCGAUUACUUUUAUAGAACAGUCUCCCAAAUCUGUUUCAAAUUAUAAGCGGCUGGCUCCAAAACCAAUAACCGGUUUAGAACUGCCUAAGACUACUUAUGCACCUCGGCAAACGACAAUGAAGCUGCCCAAGACUAUUUAUCCACUGCAGCACAGGACAAUAAAACCACUUAAGACUGCUUGUCCACCUCAGCAAACGACAAUGGAACCUCCUGCUACUCGUGCACCUCAGCAAACGACAGUGAAACCUCCUGCUACUCGUGCACCUCCGCAAACGACAAUGAAACCGACAACAAGUUCUCCUCUUGUUUUUCAUUCAACUGAAUUUGUUUCUCAAGGAGCUUCAAAAGAUGUUCAAAUGAAAACAAGGACUAUCAUUUCACCUCCUUGUCCCACUCAAGCAACAAGUAAAGCAAUACAUGUUUCUCAACAGCCUUUACAAGAAACCCCUUCCACUUCAACACCUGCUUUGGCAGUUACAACCACAAAAGUAGUUAAAUUAAACAGCAAUACUAGCCAGACGACCUCAAAACCGAGGAUGAUAAAACUGAACACAGACCCGGCUCAGCUUGCUGCAAAUUUUCUUCGCUUACGUGCGAAAACAACACAAGGAGGCUUAAAAACGGUUUCUACACAGAAUAACUCGUUACUCUAUAAAACAUCUAGUCUUGUUUCAUCGGUAUGCAUGUCUGUACCAACAACUACGCAAGUCCUUUCACAACACACAUCGAAAUCCGUUAGUCCAUUCACACCCGUCUCCUUAAAUACUACGGUAUCAAGUAUGCAAAAUAUUACUCCAACGAAAGCCUCAUCUCAACCUCUAAGUUCAGUUGCAACUGUAAAGGGAUCUAAUGACUCUGAUGGUAUGGCAGUUGUAGUCGGUUCACCAGAGCAAAUUACUAAACUUCUUUCAGAGAAUCCGAAUAUGAUUCAACUUCUUGGUAGUAAAUCGACUGAUUAUCUUGGUAAACUUUUAACUUCGCACUCGAAAACGGAAUCGUGUGUUAGACAACUUUGUGAAACAAGAUCAAGUAGUGUACAGCAAAAUAAGUAUGAAAGCAUAAAAGCUUUAAAGCGACCCGCUCCUCAUGUAAUUGACUUGACCAAAGCGGAAAGCAAGCAUAACGUUAUUGAUCUCACAAAGAAUGAAAAUAGAUGUCAAGAAUCACCUGGAGCGAGGAACCAGCAGCCACCUUUAACAAGAACCCUGCCAUCGACUGGAGCUGGAACAAGCCUGCCGGUAAAUUCAAGCAGCCUACCAAGAACGUCAACUUCUGUUACAACGAACAAAAUAGAUCUCACGAAAUGCAGAAAUGCAGUUAGAAAGCUUGACAGAAGUUGCUUAAACAAUACAAUCGGUGGGAAAGGACAAUCACAAGGCGCACAGGCAGUUAGUUUGGGUAAACCUACAAAUUUCGGUAGAAUAUCAACACCAAAUGUUGACCCUACAACACUCAAUCCAACAAACGUUACAUCAAAUCAACAAUAUAAAUUCCACAAUAAGCAGUUUUCACAAGCCAGUUUGGACACCGCUAGUUUAGAGAAGGAGGCUAAUCGCGUGUCACCAUUGUCCUCACCAGCUAAAAUCAUGGCACAUCUUGAGAAUCAGUCUAAGAUUCUGAAACCAGUUGUGUCCGAAUCUCGACAAGGAGUGGAAUAUAAUCAGAAAUUGCAGGCUGAAAAAGAUGAAGGAAAGAAUGCAUUAAAUAACAAAGAAACUGGUUCGAUAAAUAAGGAAGACAUUGUUAAAAAUUGUGGAAAACGAGCUUACACCAAGAGAAAAUAUACUAAAAGGAAAAGUGUAGAUAAGAAUACUGAUUGCAAAACGAAAAAAGAUGAUGUGCAGGUGUCCGGCAAGCGAAAGAACGAUGGAAGUUGUUUAAAGCCUUUAAAGAAAACUAAAAUAGAUGAAGAUGAUAUUUUACUACCCGAUUUUGCUCGUGUCAAACAAUCUGAUUUUCGGAGUAAACGUCUAGAGAAGGUUAAUCAAGAAUUAAAUGUUAUGUUUAUUAUCAAAAGCGAGGAAGGUCUGGAAGUCAAAGCAAGAACUUGUGAAGAAGCAUGGCGGCUGGUGUUUGAGAAAGUACAGAGUGUGCGUAUGGAUCAUUCGAAGAAUUACACAUCUUUUGUGGGUGCUGACGGAAUGGAUAUGCUGGGAUUGACUAGGGAACCACUUAUUUACCUGAUUGAACAACUACCAGGCAAAAAAUAUUGUGAAAAAUAUUCAUUUCAAUAUCAGGAGACUCAAAAUAAGAAAGAAUCCGAUGAUGAAGACACUGAGCUAAAAGAAAACGAACAUGGAUGUGCGCGUGCAGAAGAGUUUAAGGGUCGCAAGAAAGGUAUUGACAUGUUUAGCUUUUUGGCGUCGAAUCAUCGCACCAUAUCACAAGUUCCUCUUGAUAACUUGAAUGACCUUGAUGUCGCCCAAGAAAUUGCUGCAAGACGAGCCACAGCGAAUGAUCUUCCAAUGGCGAUGCGAUAUCGUUGUUUAAAACAAUCAAAUACCAAACGAACAGUUGGGGUUUUUAAGUCGUCAAUCCAUCGACGAGGCUUGUUCUGUUUACGAGAUAUUGACGCCGGUGAAAUGGUGAUUGAGUACACAGGAAAUGUUAUUAGAUCUGUGCUCACAGAUAAGAGAGAAAAAUACUAUGAAAGUAGGGGGAUUGGAUGCUAUAUGUUUCGCGUUGAUAGUUUUGAUGUUAUUGAUGCCACCGAAUGCGGAGAUGCAGCACGUUUUAUCAAUCAUUCCUGUGAGCCAAACUGUUUCUCGCGUGUCAUAACUGUAGAAGGACAGAAGAAAAUUAUAAUAUUUGCUGCGAAACAUUUAAAACGAGGGGAGGAGCUUACAUACGACUACAAAUUUCCGCUGGAGGAUGAAAAAAUUCCGUGUUCCUGCGGUUCAAAGAAAUGUCGAAAAUACAUGAAUUAAGUGGUUGGCAGUAAGUUCUAGAAACACAAAAUGAAUUAGGUAGUGUGUAUAUAUCACUCUGUGUUUUAUUGCAUCGCAUCUAUACAUAUAAGUUUGAAGAAAAUGUAAUAUAAAUUGUAAAGAAAUGGAUACAUGAAUGACACUGUUUCAAAUUUUAAGGUGGACUAUAGCUACGUAUAUCUAUAUUCGUAAUCUCUUGUAUAGUAUUUAAUGUGGCAUGGGGAGAGCCUGCAUGCCUUCAUGCAGCGGUAGUGCAAACGUUUUUAAGAUUAAAACACUUUAAAACACGAAUAAUACGUUGUAAAAUUGACAAUGGGUUUCAAGUAAUCGAUGAUGCAUGUUGAAUCCGUUCACAAACGUUUUGUUGUUAGUGAAUAUUGCUCUGGGGCCAUAUUUUUAGACCAGGCGCGUCUUGACUGUUCUUAAUAGGAACGAUGUAAUUGUAAAUAUAUUUUACUUUAAUAUAAGAUUCAGAUUUGAAAUAUGUGUAAAUACAAAUGCGUAUUUAUAUAUGACCACGGGUUACAUAAAAUAAGAACGAUAUUUAUUGUAUUGUUUGUUUACGUUUGCUUUUAGGAAUAUAAUCUAGCGAAUAAUU